AAAGAAAUCCAGACGAUGCAUCUGCUUUCGCAAUGCUUGGUUAUUUGAAUGAGUGUCUGCACCUAAAAAGGCAGGCAGCAGACGCCUAUGAGAGGGCAGCUUCAUUGCUGAAAAACUCUGAGGAUACUGAGAAAUACAACAUAGCAAUGCAAAACUACGGCAGGUCACUGUGUGCCCUUGGUGAGUGUGAUAAGGCCAUCGAGGUUUACACAUCAACGCCCCUGACUGAGUUUGAUGGCAUUGUGGGGAUAGCAUUAGCCUACUUCAAGAAAGGACUCUUUCAAGAAAGUAUCAAAGCCUAUGAAAAAGCCUUGUCUGUUGCUGGGUCUGAAGAAGAUAAAGCACAUAUCCUGACUGCAUUGGCAAUAAUAGAGUAUAAGCAGAACAAAGUGGAUGCUGCAAAGACACUGCUGUUUAAAUGCUCCUUGAAGGAACCUACUAUAGAAAGUCUGAAGGCUUUGUGCACACUCGGACUGGUAAAGCAGGAUGCUACACUUGCAACGGCAGCCCUAAAAGAAUUACUGAAGCAUGAAAAAGCCAAAGAUGAGAUUUAUGACAGGUGCCUUAUUGCAUCUGCUGUUUAUGCAUUGCAAGGUAGAAGUGUGGCAGCCCAGAGAGAAGUCUCCAAAGCAAUACAUAGUAACCCUGAUAAUCCUGCCCUCUGGUCUCUUUUGUCUCGACUUCUUCCACUGUGUGCAUCACAAAAGGCAAAAGGCGGAGCUGUGGCAGGAGGCGUCGCAUAUGCACGUGAUGUAAACCAUGGAAAGGAGGUUCUGCUGAAUAUUGCAGUUAAUCAGUUGGCAGCAGGAUGUCACAUGCUAGAAGAUGAGAAAAACAAUCCUCUGAAAAAUAUUCAGAAGGCAAUCCACCUCUGUCCAGAUAAUCCUGCUGCCUGGGCAGUGCUAAUGGCAGCCUGUCAUGCUGAAAACACUGUUGUCUGUCUCAACAACACUCAGCCAAAGCGAACGGGUCUGGAGAUGACACUUGUAUCUACAGUUUCAGCCAAAACUGGAGAAAAUAACCUUCCACAUAAUUAUAUCCAGACUCUUGAAGACUGGUGUCUAUGUCAAACUAUUACAAGUCUAGAGGAGACUGGUAAACUCUCAGAAGCUGAAGCUCUUUGUACCAAGGGUUUAAAAAGCUGCCCUGAGCACCCAGCUCUGUUUUUGCUUCUGAGACAAGUUCAGUGUAAGCAGCUGUUGCAGUCUCACAAAGAACUUCCAGACACCAUCCUGGAGGAGCUUCGCAAGACAGUCAUGAGCAGCUCCACCUCAGUUGCAGCCUGGCAAUGGCUGGCAAAAGUAUAUCAGUCUCAAAGGAUGAUGGUUGGAGCAGAGAUGUGUUACAGAAAGAGUCUGCAGUUGGCGUCACAGCAGGGCAGCUGGAACGGGAAGCUAUCCAGUCUGCUCAGGCUAGCUAUGCUCGCCCUGGAAAUCUGCAUGGCUAAUGUCUCAGAUGAGCACUGGCCAUCCUUGGUUCAGGAGGCAACAACUGAAGCUUUGAAACUUUCUUCUUGCCCCCUGGCAGCUCUCCUACAAGCACUGCUGCAGUAUCAUCGCAAAAUGGGAGCGAGGGAGACUCGUCGAAUGUUGAAAGAGAGGAAAAUGGUGUAUCAACCGGGGAAUCCAGAAACCAUAGCGUCAGUGGCACGCUGGUACCUCCUGCAACAUCUGUAUGCCAAAGAUGAUUGUGAAUUAAUAGAUGUGCUUAUAGAAAAUGCCAAAGCUAAUGGAGAUGUUAGAACUCUGGAACUGCAUGAGAAAUUGUCAGCAAGUGCCUAG
Antrostomus carolinensis (chuck-will's-widow) is the source of this 1781-nucleotide messenger RNA. RefSeq names its product SKI3 subunit of superkiller complex (gene SKIC3). Gene Ontology annotation, cellular component: Ski complex. Gene Ontology annotation, molecular function: protein binding. NCBI's taxonomy places the organism in Eukaryota, Metazoa, Chordata, Aves, Caprimulgiformes, Caprimulgidae. The record is from RefSeq and is a predicted model, not a curated record. Gene Ontology annotation, biological process: nuclear-transcribed mRNA catabolic process.